GGCCUGCCAGCGGCUGGUCAAAGACUUGGUCGGAUGCGAGAUCCCUUGCUUCAGCUAUGACGGUAGCACAGAGUUUAAUGGACUUGAAAGGAAGUUCGGAUGGGAUCGGAAUCGAAAUUGGAAUUAGAAAUGGAAAGGAGCUUUUUACGUGCAGAAACUCUUGUAAAAAUGCUUUCGGGUAAAUGGAGAAUAAUAAUUGUUUUCUAGAAG
Rubroshorea leprosula is the source of this 210-nucleotide messenger RNA. NCBI's taxonomy places the organism in Eukaryota, Viridiplantae, Streptophyta, Magnoliopsida, Malvales, Dipterocarpaceae. The record is from the annotation of a GenBank genome assembly.